Messenger RNA from Sugiyamaella lignohabitans, 924 nucleotides. RefSeq lists its product as uncharacterized. NCBI's taxonomy places the organism in Eukaryota, Fungi, Ascomycota, Dipodascomycetes, Dipodascales, Trichomonascaceae. The transcript has a single exon. The record is from RefSeq and is a predicted model, not a curated record. Bases 1 to 924 code for a protein of 307 amino acids.
AUGUCAUACCCUAUUAAUGCCAGGGUCCACAAAUACUAUUCAAACUUAAUAGCAAUCGAACAUUAUAAUAUCUUUGAGGUCGCUCAUGAUAAGAUUGUUAUCUUUCUUGGAGGGUUAGGAGACGGUAUUACAACAGUGCCUUACGUGCGCCAUCUGGCGGUUGAACUUGAUAAACAUGGAUGGGGUUUAGUGGAAAUCCUCACUACUUCUUCUUAUACAGGUUGGGGAACUGGAUCCUUGGUGAGAGAUGCAUUGGAGAUAACAAAAGCUAUUCGUUAUUUUAAGAGCAAAACAGGAGGCUCCAAAGCGAAGAUUGUGGUGAUGGGCCACUCGACCGGUACCCAACAAACCAUGUAUUAUCUUACCCAGCAAUACAGCACUGAUACAAAUGACCUUGAAAAAAGACCGCAAAUUGACGGAGCUAUAUUACAAGCGCCAUGUUCGGAUCGGGAAGCUUAUGAAUUACUAAAUGGACGGCACGUCUACGAAGAAUAUUUGAAGUUUGCCAAGGAGUGGGUUCAUCGAGGAAAUGGUAAUGAAGUACUACCCCAAAGGUUUGCAGAAACAUUUUUUAACACUUCUGUCAAUGCUAACCGAUGGGUAUCACUUAUGGAUGUAAGAGGUGGUGAUGAUUACUUUUCGUCAGAUUUGAAUGCCAAUGACCACCGCACAACAUUUGGUAAGGUACGGAGUAAAUUAUUAGUUGUUUUUUCAGGGAAUGAUCAGUUUGUGCCUGGAACGGUCGACAAAGAUAUGCUGGUGAGACAAUGGCAAUCUGCCACCGUACCAGAAUUAUGGAGUGCUCACUCAGGCGUUGUCAAGGGUGCAACCCAUGAAGUUGGCCAAGAGUCUGAACCUGGGGCCAGGGAAGAGCUCAUAUCCCGCGUCUGUGCAUUUCUGACAAAUGAAGUCGACGGACAAUAA